Molecule: messenger RNA, 387 nt
Organism: Didymella exigua CBS 183.55
Lineage: Eukaryota; Fungi; Ascomycota; Dothideomycetes; Pleosporales; Didymellaceae
Exons: 2
Coding region: 1-387 (128 amino acids)
Molecular function (GO): DNA binding
Source: RefSeq, a predicted model, not a curated record
AUGCCUCAACGCAACAACGUAAAAAAGCCUUCAAAUGAAACACAUAUACAGCUUGCCCUCCAGGCUAUCCAGCAAGACGCGACACUAAGCGUGCGACGCGCUGCAGCAAUAUACCAGGUCUCUCAAAGCACCCUAGGCACGCGCCUUACUGGAACCUCUUCACGACGCGAUUGCAAGCCCAACAUGAUAAGGAUGACUAGUACUGAGGAGGAGGUGAUUAUCAGACAUAUACUCGACUUGGAUACACGUGGAUUUGCGCCUACGUACGAUGCUGUACGUGAUAUGGCUGAUAAGCUGCUGGCUGCGCGCGGCGCUGGUCAGGUAGGCGUCCACUGGCCGCGCAACUUUGUCAAGCGUACAGACAGUCUCACGACGCGUUUCAAUUGA